GUAAGGCAAUCCGGAAGUGGAUGUAAUGAAGAGGUGCCACUUGGCGGCCAUGGCAGCUGUAGUAUCGGUAGCUCCGGGUCAAGGCCCCUCGGAGUGGAGUAACAUGGGCAGCACUGGGUAUAGGGUAGAGACAGCUUUGUAUCAGCUUCACUGCUGAACCCCACGACCCGCCAUUACCGGCCUGCAGGACUCCUUUCCCCACUCUAGACUCGGAGGAGAGUUUGCCGUGAUUGGUGGGCUGGUCCCGGAGCUGGGGGGGCGAUCACCUGCGGGGGUGCCCCAGGGAGAUAGGGGAGCAGGGAGAACGAACUAGUUCACUUGGGUUUUCGUCCUUUUCUUGCUGCCAUCGGGAACAUUGCUUGUGGAGGAAGUAGGCCCAUUGUGCUGCCCGUAUUCCGACGAUUGAAGCAAUAGCUCCUUCUUAUAGUUUUCCAUUGACCUCUCAUCUCUGUUAACCCAUGGGAAUCCAGUGACUGGUAUAUGAAAACUUACGGGCUGGGACCUAAGAUUGCUGAAAGUUGACUCUAGUAUCAGCAAAAGGCGGGCUCUUUACAGGUACGUUAAGAGAGAAGUGCCUCGUGAACGCAUCUGCCGGUGGGGAGGACGAGAACUGGAAAGUCCACCUGUUCUCUUGGAACAAUCACCCGUGUUUAAGGAUCUGAGCUCCCGAAAAAUUAUAGACUAGUGGUAUUGGAUGAAUAAAGAAGGCAGAAUGGAUGAUUUCAUCUCCAUUAGCCUGCUGUCUCUGGCUAUGUUGGUGGGAUGUUACGUGGCUGGAAUCAUUCCUUUGGCUGUUAAUUUCUCGGAGGAGCGACUAAAGCUGGUGACUGUUUUGGGUGCCGGCCUCCUCUGCGGAACUGCACUGGCGGUCAUCGUGCCUGAAGGGGUGCACGCACUUUAUGAAGAUAUUCUUGAGGGGAAGCACCACCAAGCGAGUCAAACACAGAACGUGAUUGCAUCAGACAAAGUAGCGGUAAUACCGGUUGCCCAUGAACAUGAGCACAGCCAUGAUCACACACAGCUGCAUGCCUACAUCGGCGUUUCCCUCGUACUGGGCUUUGUUUUCAUGUUGUUGGUGGACCAGAUUGGCAGCUCCCAUGUGCAUUCUACUGACGAUCCAGAAACCGCAAGGCCCAGCAAUUCCAAAAUCACCACCACGCUGGGUCUGGUCGUCCAUGCUGCAGCUGAUGGUGUUGCUUUGGGAGCAGCAGCUUCUACUUCACAAACUAGUGUCCAGUUAAUUGUGUUUGUGGCAAUAAUGCUACAUAAGGCACCAGCUGCUUUUGGGUUAGUUUCCUUCUUAAUGCAUGCGGGCCUCGAGCGGAAUCGAAUCAGAAAGCACUUACUCGUCUUUGCACUGGCAGCACCGGUUAUGUCCAUGGUGACAUACUUAGGGCUAAGUAAGAGCAGUAAAGAAGCCCUUUCAGAGGUCAAUGCCACUGGAGUGGCCAUGCUUUUCUCUGCCGGGACCUUUCUUUAUGUUGCCACAGUACAUGUCCUCCCUGAGGUGGGCGGAAUGGGGCACAGCCACAAACCCGACCCCGCUGGAGGGAGAGGCCUCAGCCGCCUGGAGGUGGCAGCCCUGGUUCUGGGUUGCCUCAUCCCCCUCGUUCUGUCAAUAGGACAUCAGCAUUAACUGGUGAGGGUCCAGCCUCAGUCCACGGCCAUUCGCCAUUCAGUGAGAACAGCCGGCACGUGACAGACGCUCACUUCCUCAGUCUCUCGUCUCGCCUUGCCCAUCUCCACCUGUAUUCCUAAAGAGUCCAGAGGGAGGUGAGAAGAAAACCUGGAGUAAUGGAAAGCUUUCAAGUAGAAACAGCACACUGCGAAGGAUAUAGACAUUCCGUUGUGUUGUCUUUUCAAGGGCCCUUGGCAUUCUGAGUUUUGGUGUUUCCCUUAACCCUAUUCUCAGGGAAGAUGGAAUUUAGUUUUAAGGAAAAGUGGAGAACUUCCUACUCAUAAUGAAAUAAUUAUGAAAGUACAGUAUUCUGUAAUUAAGCUAAAUCUCUUAGUUUAGAGGCUCUGCCACUUUAUCCAUUGAUUUUUUAACAUGGUUCUCACCGUGUAAGACUGGUGCUUUAGCAUCUAUGCCACUUGCCUUGAAUGAAGGUCAUGAUGCCCAUUGUGUUAGAUGCUAAAGAUAAGUAGUUCAUUUGGGGCUAGAGUCGAGAAAAUGAUGGCAAGACACAUUGAAAACUGACUUUACACUUGAGAGAUUCGGUGAAGUGGGGACAUCUGGGGAGACUGAAACACGCCCUUUAGCACGUGCCUCUUUGCAGAGAGCCUGCCUUCUAUCAGAUGGGGCAGCAGAGGUGGACUAGCUUUUAAAGAGGUGACGUGUUUUAUAAAACAUUUUUUUUCAAAGUCCUCUUGUUUGUAGUAGAGGAGCCAAGUUCUAGUAGGUUCAGACCAACCUAGGCUUCCCUUCUGACUGUUAUAAGAACAGUCAGAUCCCAAAGUAUCUUUGGAAAUUAAGGGGUGUUAAAUUUUAAGUGAAUUUGAACAGUUACUGACAUCUUUGUAGUAACCUUUUUAGAAGAAAGAUCACCAAAACCUACUUGUCCUUUUUUUGUCUCUUAAGUAUUUAUCUUGGUAGACCAGCAGUCCCUCUGGCAAAAUACUCAGUGCCCCUUUGGGACUGCCAGGUCAGCAUCACGCAAGCACCUGUAGUAGGGAAGAAAGUCAAGAUAUAUCACAAAUGGGAGGUGUUUGCCUGUUGAUUUAAAGCUUAUUAAAAUCAUGUCUUUUGUCUCUUCAUCUUUUCUGUAUUUUAUUCCUAACUUUUCCCUCCAGCCCUUCCUCCCUACAAUUUGCUGCUUUCUGCUGGUGGUGAUGCUAAUAUUUGUGUGAGCUAAGUUCUCAUCAGGACAGCCUCUUCUUGGAACUGUGAUGAUAAAGAUAAUAUUGUUUCUGUCCUCUCUGCUCCUUUCAAUGAAGUUACCUUUGUGUCAAUUGCAGCUUUGUUAAGCCCUUAAAAUGUCAACUUCCUCGUAUGUGAGAUGAUACAAUCACUGAUAUUCUGGUAAUUUAAACAAUUGAGAUAUUAAAAAUAAUAAGCAAACUAGGAUAAUUUGUCCAUAUUUGCCAAAAAUCCCUGUAAACCUUGUGUUAUCAAAUAAGUGUAUAAUAUUAUAUUGUUAAUUUAUUGUGAUUUUCUGUACCAUUUCAAAACACAUUUCAUAAAGUGGGAACCAAGACUAUUUUUGUCAGGGCGUUGGAUUUAGGAGUUUGUGAAACAUUUUGUAUAAUGCAUAGUCCAGCAUGCCCAGGAUUUCUGUAUUUCCUUCCUAGAUGUGUCACUGGGUCAGCAGCUGUGGAAAGAGAACUUGUGAGCCCUCUGCUGGCUAGACCAAAGUAGCGUAAACAGGAUCUGGUUUUGGAUAGUGGCUGGGAACCGUUGAGAACAGCAUAAAAACCAACAGAAGGUGCAGCAGGAAAGUCUAGGUGACUUUCCUGCUAACAGCUGGGACUUCAGAGAGUCAUGGGAUUUCACUCAGUCCUUCAAAAUGACAUGGUUGCCUUGAUUCUCCCUGGAAAUGUACUUCGUUAAAUAAAUAGCUCAUUUUAGUGUCUGGUCUGGUUUGAAUAGUGGCACUUUUCUAUCAUAUUGUUGUGCAAUGAUCAGAAAUUUGUUCUGCUGGCCAAAGCCUCUUUCUGCAGUGCCUUGCCAUCACACUUAAAAGUUGGGCUAGAAUAUCUUGCCGGGUAGGGCCUUGAACUCUGGCAAGGGCAGAACCAUCUAACCUCCAAAUUGGCUGUCCCCUCUGGACCCCACAUUAACAAGCAAACCUUUCAAGGCCUAUCAGCAUUCAAGAGCUGUGGGCUGUCCAAGAUUUUAAAACUGCUACCCCAGGAACCACUCAUUUCCUUCCUGGUCAGCAGGCAGAAAUAGCCAUACUAAUCUUACAGGGCUCAAACGCAUCUCCAGGCAGCAGGGUACUGAGCGGCGUGGCAGGGGCCUCCUUCAUUUGCAGGAGGCGGGGGAGAACUUAACUUAUGUGGGCAGUGUCCCAGGAGAGGCCACACUGAUGGUCACUUACGGGCACAUUUCAGCUCCAUUUUCCUCUUGUUUAAAACUGCCUCCUUAGAUGUGGAUGCCUUAAUGCUCUCACGCGUUUGGAAACCUUGGCAAUACUUCAGUCGCUGCUGUGAUUACAGAUGGAAUUAUUGGCUACCAAAGAGAUGCAAUUGAUGAAAAGCAUUGUCCUUCCUUCCUCAUAACCAAAGUUAAUUACAAUUUGACUCCCUUUCCUCGGUACGGAUAGACUUUCUUCAGAUGUUGAGUGCUGUCUUAAAUGGCAAAUUAAGGUGAAAAUUAUACUCCUUCAUUCCCUUCAUUUGUUCGCCAGUGAUUUGCUUUUGUCAGUUGCCAUAUCCCCAAAGCAGCCGUCUUCCAGGUCUGAUGGCUUUCCUGUGCGUGCUGUUGCCGGAUUUCAGUUCUUCAGGCGCAUUCUGCCCUGGAGUGCAGAGUGUUGAAACACCACCAGAGGCUCUGUGUUCUCCCUUUCCCUCUUCACCUUUUUAUUUCCCUAUUCAAAACAGCCAAAUCUGUUCCUAUAUUUUGUAUCAUUAGAAAAAUGAGAGAAGUGGCUGUUUUGAGUGGUCAGUUCUUUGUAGAAAGAAGAAAGUGUAAUGGUGUUUUUUACUGGCCUGCUUUUAAGUGUCACUGCCUGGUUUUUCCUCUUUUUCAAGGACUAGAACGAGGAGGACAUGCCAGCCCCUCAGAUACGUGGUAGCCAGGUACUGAACAUGGGAACUGUGUGUAUGUCAACAGCACAAGCCCCCAGAGCAUGUUCCUGCCUUUGGGACCCCUGAGCCCCGUGGGAGACUGAGAAAGACCAGAUUCAUCCAGAACUGCUGUAGGGCACGGCGAGAACCCUCUAAUAGUGUUCCACAGGGGUACCCUCCUUGCCUUACAGGAUUUUUUGCUCAACACAGAAUGGUCCACAUUACCCAAAGAGCACUGUUUGAGAUGCUGUGAAAUUAAAACCAGUCACGUAGCCCCUUUGUACCUGAGACAUCUAGAUUCACCUGAGAAGACCUGAGGGAAAUGUAUGACUUGCAUGAAAGGGCUCGACAAGCAUUAGGAAUUUUCUAGAUAUGCUCAGCCUAACACAAGGAGGUUGACUUUGAUCUGUUUUCUCAUAGCAUCUUCUACUAAGUGGGAACUCUAAUGGGAUAACACUGCAGUCCCCCUGGUUUGGUAGCCUAAACGGUGAUUUUAAAUGUCCCCUUUUUCUGGAUCCUUUGUAAACAUGAAAUCAUUCCACGGAUGGCUGCCUUAUAAUUUGUGUCUCUUUCCACUUUAAUUGUGAAUGGUUAAAAAAAAUGUUUUUGCUGUUUUCUGAUUUGUUUUAUGAUAUUAAAUUUUUAUUAGUGCAUACCA
Bubalus bubalis (water buffalo) is the source of this 5386-nucleotide messenger RNA. It is a transcript of the gene SLC39A9, whose product is annotated as solute carrier family 39 member 9. The transcript is spliced from 7 exons. Gene Ontology annotation, biological process: zinc ion transport; transmembrane transport. Lineage: Eukaryota; Metazoa; Chordata; Mammalia; Artiodactyla; Bovidae. Bases 695 to 1636 code for a protein of 313 amino acids. The record is from RefSeq and is a predicted model, not a curated record. Gene Ontology annotation, molecular function: metal ion transmembrane transporter activity. Gene Ontology annotation, cellular component: membrane.